Messenger RNA from Etheostoma spectabile (orangethroat darter), 2195 nucleotides. Its product is annotated as sialin. Lineage: Eukaryota; Metazoa; Chordata; Actinopteri; Perciformes; Percidae. The transcript is spliced from 11 exons. The record is from RefSeq and is a predicted model, not a curated record. Gene Ontology annotation, molecular function: transmembrane transporter activity. Gene Ontology annotation, cellular component: apical plasma membrane. Gene Ontology annotation, biological process: transmembrane transport; monoatomic anion transport. Bases 291 to 1823 code for a protein of 510 amino acids.
UUGGAAACCACUCCAGUUAUAUAUAGAUUUGCGUUUCCUCAUAGCUUUGGUCAUAUGACUGACUGUUUUUCUGUGGUAGUGAAAACAGCAACACAGAUCAUUUGCUGUCUCGCCGGGUGUGAAAAAGACACAAUUGAUAUGAUACGGUUCAGGUUUCAUGUUCUUUUACGUUCAGGCUGCCUUUAACCAGGUGUCUUUGGUUUAAAAUCCGUCACAAGCAGGUUUCGUUGACAUCAUGGCUCAGUGACAUCAUUUUACAAACUUAAUAUUUUCCGGGUCAGCCAAGUGUCAUGCCUCAACCAAAUGGCUACUCCAUCAACUCGGCCCCUUCGGACGAGAGCGAGGACGUUAAACCCCUCAUUGAGAGUGAUGCAGUCCCUCCUCGGUGCUGCUCGGCUCGCCUCAACCUGGCCUUCCUGAUGUUUCUCGGGUUCGCUGUAGUCUACGGUCUUCGUGUCAACCUCAGUGUUGCCAUGGUAGCCAUGGUGAAUAUCACUGACCCCGAACCAGCCCAGAACACCUCUGUAAUCUAUGCCUGUCCACUGCCAGGAGGGUCGGAAAACACCAGCGACACUUUCCUACAACCUGAGGGGACCCCACAGUACCCGUGGGACUCGGAGACUCAGGGCUGGCUGCUGGGAGCCUUCUUCUUCGGCUACCUGUGUACACAGAUCCCGGGGGGCUACCUGGCCGGUCACUUCGGGGGGAGCAUCUUCCUGGGUUUGGGUGUGCUGGGCACCGCUGUCCUCACGCUGCUCACCCCUCUGGCUGCCCAGAUGGGUUCGUACUGGCUGUUUGCACUCCGAGCAUUGGAGGGCUUUGGAGAGGGUGUGACAUUCCCGGCCAUGAUGGCCAUGUGGGCUCGCUGGGCUCCUCCUCUGGAGCGCUCUCGUCUGAUGACCCUGUCAGGAUCUGGGGCCAACUUUGGGGCCUUUUUGGCUCUGCCUCUUACCGGUUACAUCUGCCAAACCUUAGGCUGGCCCGCUGUCUUCUACCUCUGUGGGAGUGCUGGUUGCCUCUGGGCAGUCUUUUGGUUUAUUUUUGUAUCCAAUGACCCUCGCACCCACCGUCGAAUCAGUGAAGAGGAGCGAGAUUACAUCAUAAAUUCCAUCGGACCUCAGGGUACAGGUCAUGGCUGGGCCGUGCCCGUGCUGCCCAUGUUGCUGUCGGUCCCUCUGUGGUCCAUCAUCAUCACCCAGAUGUGUUCGAACUGGAGCUACUACACCCUGCUCACCUCCCUGCCCACCUACAUGGAUAAUAUCUUGCACUUUGACCUACAAUCGAAUGGAUUUCUCUCCGCCCUGCCGUACCUCGGUGCCUGGUUAAUCUCGACUCUGUCAGGUGUCGUAGCAGACCGUCUGAUUGAGAGGAAGGUGUUCAGCAUCACCAACGUACGCAAGCUCUUUACACUCGCAGGUGUGUUGCCAGCGUCAGCUCUCCUCGUGGCUGUGAGUUACGCCGGCUGCAGCCACAUCCUUACCGUCACCUUCCUCACGCUCUCCACAACGAUAGGAGGGGCCACCGCCUCCGGGGUCUACAUCAACCAAAUAGACAUCGCUCCUCGAUAUGCAGGAAUACUUCUAGGAAUCACCAACACUUUUGGGACCAUUCCUGGUGUCUUGGCACCCAUUGUUACAGGAUACUUUACUAAGGAUCACACCCUGGCAGGCUGGAGGAUGGUGUUCUGGGUGGCUGCUGGGAUCAACGUCGGCGGAGCUCUCGUCUUCACAAUAUUCGGCAGUGGGGAGAUCCAGCCGUGGGCCGGCACCGAGGAGGAGAGUGUGGAAGCAAAGAAAGACCGGAGCAGGUCCAUCUCCACAUAAAACAUGAAAGUUCAGGCGAAAACAUCUGACAAACGCAAAGAAAAGUGGCAGAUGUUGUACGGCUUUAAAAGACAGUGGCAUGUAAUUAAGCCCAGGGGAAGAGAUUUGAGCACUACCUCUAUAAAUUAAUAAUAAUGAAUUACAUUUAUAUAGCGCUUUAUCAUAGACUCUCAAAGCACUUCAGGGGGAGGACUACUCUCUAACACCACCAGUGGCCCAAUCCUAACGUCCGGACUCACGGACUUACAGACUUUUGGUGCACGUUUUUGCAAAAUUCGUAAGGGCUUAGUGUUCCCAAUUCCCAAUGUCAAAUUUCAAAGGGCUUGAGGGUUUGAGUACACACUUACCGAGCCCUUACCGUGAGUCUGCAUC